This is a messenger RNA of Parasteatoda tepidariorum (common house spider), 1697 nucleotides long. RefSeq names its product sialin-like. Gene Ontology annotation, cellular component: membrane. Gene Ontology annotation, biological process: transmembrane transport; monoatomic anion transport. The record is from RefSeq and is a predicted model, not a curated record. NCBI's taxonomy places the organism in Eukaryota, Metazoa, Arthropoda, Arachnida, Araneae, Theridiidae. Gene Ontology annotation, molecular function: transmembrane transporter activity.
UUUCGACUUUUGUUGUGGUUAUUUUGAAAACUGAAAGUGAUUACUCAUCUUAGAAGUUUUGUUUUGUCAGCAAAAUUAGUUCCAUUUGAUGCAAGAAAGACGUGUAAAAGUUUAUGAAAGAGGAUACUGAUGACAUUUGUUUUCCACAAGGAAUCAAUUAAAAAAAAUGAUUUUGUUCUAAUAUAGAUAUUUUCUAUAGAUUUUCCUUUCAUUUGCUUGAGACAACAUUAGAAUCACAAAAAAUGAUUCCAGCUCGCAUUGUAUUGACAAUCCUUGGCUUCUUUGGCUACAUUACCAUUUCUGCAAUGCGAGUGAAUCUCAGUGUAGCCUUAGUAGCCAUGGUUGGAGUAACUCGACCUGGCAAUGGAACUAAUGAAACAACGAUUACGUGUCCGGAACUUAUAAUUACUAAAAACACAACAACAGAAGAUGAAUAUUUACCAGAUGGUGAAUUCGAUUGGAACUCUGAUCUGCAAGGCCAAGUUGUGGGUGCCUAUUUCUAUGGAUACCUUUUAAGCCAAAUACCAGGAGGAAUGAUAGCUGAAAAAUACAGUGCCAAAAGGGUCUAUGGAUUAGGAGUCCUAGGUUGUGCCAUUGCUACUCUACUCACACCCAUAGCUGCAAGGUUGAAUGUAUGGACAUUCAUAUUUGCACGAGUUGCAGUAGGGUUUUCUGGGGGAAUAGCUUAUCCUGCAAUGAAUGUUUUGGUGAGUCGAUGGGCACCCAAAAUGGAAAGAAGUCGUAUCUCAACUACGAUGUAUGCAGGUGGAUUGUUAGGAACACUUAUCACAAAUGCCUCUACAGGUAUUCUAAGUGAAGGCACGUUUCUCGGUGGAUGGCCGUCUAUAUUCUAUAUAUGUGGAACAUUAGGAUGUUGUUGGUUUCUCUUCUGGGCAGUGCUUGUCUAUGACACACCAGAUGUCCAUCCCCGAAUCUCCAAAGAGGAAUUAGCAUACAUCCAGGACAAUUUAGACAAAUCCAGUUCAGAUGAUGCCAAAAUUCCAUGGAAAUCAAUAUGGACAUUAAUGCCAUUUUGGGCCUUGGUUGUUGCCUAUUUCGGACAUGAUUGGACUUUUUACAAUUCGCUGACUAUGAUGCCAACAUACCUUUCAAAUGUUUUACAUUUCAACUUAAAAGAUAAUGGAAUUUUGUCUGGCCUCCCAUUUUUGAUGAUGUGUAUUUUUGCGCUGCCUGCAAGUGUUCUCGCGGAUUUUCUCAGAGCAGGUGGUUAUCUACAAAUCACCACAAUUAGGAAACUCAUAACUGGAAUUGGACUUUUCGGACCAGGAUUGUGCGCAGUAGCUAUAGCCCUUAUUGGUUGUCGGCCAAUUAUCAUAAUCAUAUUAUUAUCUUUAUCUUUUGGCUUGAAUGGAUUUAUAUAUUCAGGAUUCAUAGUUAAUAACGUUGAUAUGAGUCCACGAUUUGCUGGAACUGUCUUUGGAAUAACAAAUGCAAUUUCAACAUUACCAGGUUUUUUGGCACCAGCAUUCGAUGGAUAUGUCCUCAAAAGUGGACAAACUUUGAGAAAUUGGGGAUUUGUGUUCUUAAGUUCAGCAACCCUGUAUUUUAUAACGGGUAUCUUCUACAUAUUGUUUGCUUCGGCUGAACUUCAACCAUGGAAUGACCCAGAUAACGACCAUGCCGACAAAAAGAAAGUGAAAUGUGUUGAAAACAUUUCUCAGAAAACAAAACUGUAG